Mesitornis unicolor (brown roatelo) is the source of this 1959-nucleotide messenger RNA. RefSeq names its product myeloperoxidase-like. The transcript is spliced from 12 exons. Bases 1 to 1959 code for a protein of 652 amino acids. Gene Ontology annotation, molecular function: peroxidase activity; heme binding. Gene Ontology annotation, biological process: response to oxidative stress. The record is from RefSeq and is a predicted model, not a curated record. NCBI's taxonomy places the organism in Eukaryota, Metazoa, Chordata, Aves, Mesitornithiformes, Mesitornithidae.
AUGAAGGCAGAAACCUCUCUGGGGUUGCUGGUGUUCCUCGGCCUGCUCCAGGCAUCUGCAUCUUCUUCCCAUGCGCUUGGUGGCUUGGAGCUGCCAAGGACUGUGCGGUCGGACGUGUCCCUGCUGAGCAGCGUGGAGGAGGCCCGGCGGCUGGUGGACACAGCCUACAAGCACACACGUGAGCGCACCAAGCAGCACCUGCAGAAUGACGCCUUGACCCCAGUGGAGCUGCUGGGAUAUUUCAAACAGCCAGUGGCGGGGACUCGGGCUGCCGCUCGGGCUGCAGAUUACGUGGAAACCACCCUGAACCUCCUCAAGGAGAAGCUGCAAAGAGCUGUGAGGGGGGACUUCAAUGUCACAGACUUGCUCACUCCAACUCAGCUGGGGAUGGUUUUCAAUGCAAGUGGAUGUGACCAGCAGGAUAAGAAAAUAAAUUGUGACGCUCCUCACCACUACCGGACAGUCACUGGGGAGUGCAACAACAGGAGAAACCCAUCACUGGGCGCCUCAAACAGAGCCCUGGUCAGAUGGCUGCCAGCAGAAUAUGAGGACGGCGUGUCGGUCCCCCGUGGGUGGACGGAAGGAAAGCGUUUCUCUGGGUUCCCCUUACCUCUGGUUCGAAAGGUCUCAAAUGAGAUUGUCCGCUUCCCUCCCGAGCAGCUCAGGCUGGACCAGCAGAGAUCACGCAUGUUCAUGCAGUGGGGCCAGUUUGUUGACCAUGACCUGGAUUUCACUCCGCAAACCCCGGCCAGAGUUGCCUUCCGUGGCAAGGCGGACUGUGACACCAGCUGUGCCAAGCAGCCCCCUUGCUUUCCCAUCAAGAUCCCACCCAACGACCCACGAAUUAAAGACACAAGAGAUUGUCUUCCUUUCUUCCGCUCAGCUCCUGCUUGUACCAGUGGCAGGGCAAUUCGGGACCAGAUCAACGCGCUCACCUCCUUUCUUGACGGCAGCAUGGUGUAUGGCAGUGAGGUGCCUUUGGCCAACAAACUGAGGAAUCAGACCAACCAGCUGGGCUUGCUGGCUGUUAACCAGAAUUUCACUGAUAGGGGGAAGGCAUAUAUGCCCUUCAACAGUGGGCAGAAGGACCCCUGCCUCAUAGUCGGCAAGGAAGCUAAAAUUCCUUGCUUUCUUGCAGGUGAAUUUCGGGCAAACGAGAUGCUGGAGCUGGUGUGCAUGCACACGCUGUUUCUGCGGGAGCACAACCGCCUGGCUCGAGGGCUGAAGAGGCUGAAUCCCCACUGGAAUGGAGAGAAGCUCUACCAGGAGGCACGGAAGAUCCUUGGUGCCAUGAUCCAGAUUAUAACCUACAGGGAUUACCUCCCUCUUCUGCUGGGAACCAGUUUCCGGAGACUGAUUCCUCGCUACCAGGGCUACAACGAGUCUGUGGAUCCUCGAAUAUCCAAUGUCUUCACUUUGGCUUUUCGCUUUGGUCAUGCUUCAAUUCCCCCAACUGUUGACCGCUUAGAUCAAAAUUACAAGCCCAUACGUCCCAAAAUUCAGCUCAGAAAGGCCUUCUUUGCUGUCUGGAGGAUCGUGAAAGAAGGUGGUAUUGACCCCUUUCUCCGGAGCCUGAUGGCCAACCAGGCCAAGCUGAUGACACAGCAGCAAAUGGUGGUGGAUGACCUUCGGGAUCGGAUGUUUGAGCAGGUUGAAAGGAUUGGGUUUGAUUUACCUGCGCUUAACAUGCAGCGCAGCAGAGACCAUGGCCUCCCAGGUUAUAACUCCUGGAGACAAUUCUGUGGGCUCUCACAACCUUCCGGAUUGAAGACACUUGCUCAAGUGUUGAGGAAUCGUCGUCUGGCAAAGAAGUUCCUACAGCUGUAUGGGACACCAAAGAAUAUUGACAUUUGGAUUGGGGCACUUUCAGAGCCCUUUGUGAGCGGAGGCAGAGUUGGGCCUCUCAUGGCUUGUAUCAUUGGCACCCAGUUCAGGAAGAUUCGUGAUGGGGACAGGUAA